Messenger RNA from Fusarium keratoplasticum, 477 nucleotides. RefSeq lists its product as uncharacterized. Bases 1 to 477 code for a protein of 158 amino acids. The record is from RefSeq and is a predicted model, not a curated record. Lineage: Eukaryota; Fungi; Ascomycota; Sordariomycetes; Hypocreales; Nectriaceae. The transcript has 2 exons.
AUGGUAGCGGGAACGAUUCACGUCCUCUCAAUGAAUGACGACAACCAGUCGAUCCGCGAGCAAGGACAGGAGUAUUACAAUUCUGCGCUGGACUUUCUAAAUGAUCUCUCUUGCUACUGGAAGCACGCAGCUUUAAUGGCAAAUCGGCUGGAGCGAUUUCGGCAACAAUGCGAGAACCGCCGAACAGACAUGAACCCAUGUGCCGAAAAAUCCGGGCACUCGCCUGGCGAUGUCAAAGCACUGUGGCAGAGUGUCGACUAUGCGCUACUAUCGGCUCCGACCCGACCCGGAAGUCCCACCAACGGCCAAGCACCGGGCGGGAUGGACUUGUUCACACCGCAAAGCAAGCUCUUUGACUUUGCUGAUUUUGAUACGUUUGCUGAAGGACUUGGCAUCUUUAGCAAUCUGCCGGUUUUGGAAAACAAGAAUCUCUUUCCAGACCUGGAAACCUCUGUUCAGGGAGACUCCCUUGAAUAG